AUGACAGUCGACGAAGCAACCCAGGUCAACGGCGUGCCCGAUCCCAACGCCGGCGUACUAGACGCAAACAAACUUGCCCUCCUCGCAAAUAUCACACCCCGUUAUGCCGAACACACCGACUCACCCGUCCCCUUCUUCCACCUCUUGGAGCGCCUAAAGACUACCAAACGUGCGGGAUGGCAGCGCUUCCACAUCGGAGACGGCGAGUCCAUAUCCGAUCACAUGUAUCGCAUGAGCAUCCUCACUAUGAUGGCCCCCGCCUCCCUGGGCUCGAAACUCGAUAUUGCCAGAUGCUGUCGUAUGGCCGUCAUUCACGACAUGGCCGAGGCGCUUGUCGGUGAUAUCACGCCCGUGGAUGGAGUGUCCAAGGAGGAAAAGAGCAGGAGAGAAGCCGCGACCAUGGACUACAUUUGCACCACUCUGUUGGGCAAGUUCAACGGCGGACUCAAUGGCCAGGACAUUAGAGCGAUAUGGCAGGAAUACGAAGACAGCAAGACACCCGAAUCACUCUUCGUACACGACAUCGACAAGAUCGAGCUACUGGUACAAAUGGUCGAAUACGAGCGCAAGUCCAACUGCGAGCGGGAUUUAGGAGAGUUCCAGUGGGUCGCAAACGUCAUCAAGAGCGAGGAAGUCAAAGUGUGGGCACAACAGAUCUUCCGUGAACGGGAACAGAUGUGGAAAGACGCUGGCAAGACACCAAAGCCCCUCGAGGCAUACAAGAAGUCCUAG
Molecule: messenger RNA, 732 nt
Organism: Alternaria atra
Lineage: Eukaryota; Fungi; Ascomycota; Dothideomycetes; Pleosporales; Pleosporaceae
Exons: 3
Coding region: 1-732 (243 amino acids)
Cellular component (GO): cytoplasm
Molecular function (GO): 5'-deoxynucleotidase activity
Source: RefSeq, a predicted model, not a curated record